Molecule: messenger RNA, 888 nt
Organism: Dictyostelium discoideum AX4
Lineage: Eukaryota; Evosea; Eumycetozoa; Dictyosteliales; Dictyosteliaceae
Exons: 2
Coding region: 1-888 (295 amino acids)
Cellular component (GO): membrane
Source: RefSeq, a predicted model, not a curated record
AUGAGUUCUAAUGAACUAAUGAAUAAAUUACCAACUAUUAUUGGUAUAGUGACUUUAUUUGCAAUUCAUGGAUAUAGAAAGAAAUCAUUGAAUCAAUCAGGAACAAUAACAGCAUGGCUAACUGGUGUAUCAACUUGUAUAUUUGGAUCAACAUUUGCAACUUUAUUAUUAUCAUUUUAUUUUUCAUCUUCUUAUCUUACAAAAUAUAAAUCAUCAAUAAAGAAAACUAUAGAAGAUGGUCAUACAGCAGGUGGUCAAAGAAAUUAUAUACAAGUAUUAUCCAAUAGUUUACCUGGUACAAUUUUUGCUGCUAUCUUUUAUUUCUUUUCAAAAAGUUCAAAUACUUUAAUUAAUUUUAAUAAUGACUUCUUUUCAAGUUUUAUUAUAUGUUGUUUUAUAGGACAUUAUUCAUGUUGUAAUGGCGAUACAUGGGCAAGUGAAUUGGGUAUACUAAGCAAGGGUGAACCAAUUUUAAUAACAACUUUUAAAAAAGUACCAAAAGGUACAAAUGGUGGACUUAGUCCUUUAGGUAUUGGUGCGAGUAUUGCAGGUGGUUUUUUCAUUGGUUUAAUGUUUUAUAUAUCAAGUUACUUUUUCAAUUUACCAUUCUAUCAUCAACAACAACAAAUAAUAUCAAUAUUGUUAUUAUCAACUAUCUCUGGUUUAUUAGGAUCAUUAAUUGAUUCAUUAAUGGGUUCAACAUUACAACUCUCAUUGUUUUCAAUCGAUAGAAAAGUGGUUAUAAAUAAUGUUGAUAAAUUAUUACCAAAUGAAAAAACCAAACAUAUCAGUGGCGCAAAUAUUUUAGAUAAUCAUCAAGUCAAUUUCUUAUCUUGUCUUUGUACAAGUAUUUUAUCAGGUUUCAUUGGUUAUUUCAUUUUUAACUAA